Eurytemora carolleeae is the source of this 1647-nucleotide messenger RNA. RefSeq lists its product as uncharacterized. Lineage: Eukaryota; Metazoa; Arthropoda; Copepoda; Calanoida; Temoridae. The transcript has 3 exons. The record is from RefSeq and is a predicted model, not a curated record. Bases 4 to 1305 code for a protein of 433 amino acids.
UGUAUGUGGGUAUCAGCGGUUUCCCACCUUCCCUUCUUUCUGGCAAAAUGGGCAGGGGUCCUGAUAAUGUACCUGGGACUGGUGGCCUGUGGACUUGUGUUCAUCCAGGCAGUCUUUAGAACAAUUGCAGUUCUUAAGUUUGAUUGGUAUAUGGAACUAGACCCCUGCAACACGGUUAGAAGAAUUCUCUUCUCUCUUCUUAUCAUAUACCUUCCCUUUGUUUUAAUUCCUCUCUUUCUGAAUCCAGAUUAUGUGACCCUUCAUGUUGCAUACCUUACUGGUCUGGAUCAAAGCAAAGAGGUCAAUGUAGAAACAAUGAUUCAUCUGGUGAAUGUGUCAAUCACCUUCACCUUUCUAGUCAUAUCCUUCCAAUUUAACAAAUAUUACAUCAAAAAGAAUCAUAGAGGCAAUAUCAUCAUUACAGAACACGAACAGUACAAACAUCUGAUCAAUAUCAAGAGUUUGAUCUCUACUUUUGCACUCGGAGUAGGUCUCAUUCUUGUUCUGAUUCUAGUUCAAAAUUACUAUAAAGAAAAAUCUCCAGUCCCUGGCCUUCUUGUUUGUGCCAUUAACACCUUCAUCAGCUACACUUAUUCAAGAAACCCCAAAGUUGUAUCUUACUUCAAGCUUUAUCUAAGACAACAUAAGGAGGCACCUAGAUUGUGGCUCAGCAUCAUGCUUCAUAGUCCCGUCAAAGUCCUACCCCUUCAAGAAUCUUCAACUCUAACUUUACACAAGCCUGUAUCUCUUCCUGUGCCUCAACUUGUGGGUCCAGCUCAUCCAACUCCUUCAGCUCAUCCAGCCCCUCUAGGUCCUCCAGCACAACUAAGAUGCCUUCGAUGGGACACUCCUCUUGUUGAACCUAGGCAUAGUUCUUCAACUCAACUGAGUUUUGUAAGAUUUCCUCAGUAUAUGAUAGCAUCUCAACCAGAGCUUACAAUUAAAACUGUGUCUGACUUUGUUGCUCCUGUCCAUGGAGUCAAGCAUCUUAAUUCUACUGAUCUUGUUGCUCCACCACAUGGUCCUGUUCACGGAGCUAGGCAAAUCAAUUCUACUGAUCUUGUAUCUCUACCCUGCAGUGCUCCUGUUCAUGGAACCAAGUAUCUCAAUGGUACUGGUCUUAUUACCGUAGCCCAUGCUCCUGUUCAUGGAGCUGAACAUUACACUGCUACCGGUCUUGUUACUUUACCCCAGGCUCCUGAUCAUGGAGCCAAGCAUCUCAAUGGUACUUGUCUUGUUGCUCCUUACCAAGAACCUGAAACUCCUCCUAGUGUAUUGCCCCCUGUAAAUUUAUUCCUAAUCUAGAGACGUUUGUUUUCCUUCUCUCUUCCUUGUCUGAUUCUCUAUAAUUGCCUUGUAAGAAUAAUAAUCCAGACAAAAAAGUAUUUAACAUGAAGUUUCUGAUACAACGGCUAGACCUAUAAUUCAUAAUAAACUUAGUUUUAUUAUAAAUUAUAUUAUUAUCUCUGAGUCGAUCUGGACUACAGUUAAUGACUAAUGUUUGUGAAAAAUUUGCUAGUCUUCAUCAGUUAAAAUGUAGCACAAAUGUAGAUGUAGACCAAGAAUGGAAAUUACCCAUUCUUCAUGAAUUACUUAAAGUUAGAGAAGAUAAUAUGUUCCGACUAGAAACUAUAUCUAUAUAUUAUA